AUAAUCACAACGUUUUUCAACUGGUGGUUCAGUCGAGUACCGGCUUCGUUGAAUUCAACGAGCAGGAAGUGUUCCACUGAAGCACAUGACAGUCAGCUGAUUUAAUCAAAUCGUUUUACCCCACGUGACUUGGACUUUACGGAAAAGAAAUCUGACGAUGGCAGGAUCCGAGUCGUCAAGUAAAAUGCGUACUAAAAUUGCCUUUAUUGCUCUUUUAUUUUCCCUGUUAUCGACUGGAAGUUGCAGCAGUCAGGUACCACUUGUAAUGUGGUCCAGUGAUGGGUACACCUUGCCACCCCUGGCAUCUCCCGCUGCUGGUCACAUAAUAUCUAAUGUCCAGCUGAUGUCCUACCUAAACUCUGCUCUUGGGUCUGCCCCACACAACGUGCUGCUCUUCCUACAGGACAAGUUGAGCAAAGAUGACUUCACAAAGUAUGGAGGAGUUUUUGGAAACAAGCAAGACAGUGCCUUUCCCAACCUGGAGUCUGCAUUACAGUCUUCGUCUUCACCGUUGGUGCUGCCUGCCCUGUCAUGGCUAGGUGCUAGUGCGGUCCCAGGCCUACUACAGGAGAAGCUGGGUGUCUCCCCACUCAACGUAGACCCAGACACACUGGAGCAUCUCCGCCUCAAUGCCUCAGAAAACACUUUGCUGGUUAUCAACCUGCCCUAUUCUUCUGGUGCUUACCUGUCCUGUAAGGAUGUCCUGCGUAACAAUGAUGAGGUCAUUGGUAAGGUUCUGAGCAUCAUGAAAGCCCAGAGUGUGCCCUACACCGCCAUUUACACUGGACUCAAGCCCUCACGAGUGAUUGAGGAGCCGUCCCUGAUUGGCCAGUCUUCUAUGAGCCGUUCCUUGCUGCAGGCAGUUGUGGAUGAAGUCAAACCUCCUCUGAUGUUCAAUUCCACCAGAGGCCCUUGCAUCAUGCUCUGGGCCCAGAAUCUCAACGUCAGCUUUAGUGACCAGGAAUGGAUUGACCUCGGUCCAUCGACUUUUGCUCCUGGUGGCUCUGUGAGAACGUCUGGGUCCUUCUGUAAUGAAACCAACUCGCAGCUUGUCCUUGAUUAUGGGAGUUCUGUUUCACCUUACAAUCCCUUCCGUCUCAUCUUCUCCAUGAGCCAGCGGCGCUACCCUGUGUCUGCACGAAACUGGUUCACCCUGGACACCGUGGAGUUGGUAUUCAACACCCUAACAGCCACCUACAAUGGCAGCCACGGAAUCUAUGCCCCGGCAGAGUACUCUUUCCACUGCCAGAAUGUCAACAACUUCCGCAAUGCACUUCUGGUGCCCCGCAAUCAGAAUGCAACCCAGUGGAGAAUGCUCUUCACUGACUUCCAGAUCCAAGGCUUCAGCAUACUGAACGGGACAACAGAUUUCUCCUAUGCCAGUGACUGUGCUGGCUUCUUCACACCAGGGAUCUGGAUGGGCCUGAUCACCUCUCUGCUGAUGCUGUUGAUCCUCACCUAUGGCCUGCACAUGAUCAUGCAGCUACGCUCCAUGGACCGCUUUGACGACCCUAAAGGCCCCUCCAUCUCAGUGCCUCAGUCGGAGUAAUGAAGACGAGACAAUGCCCCCUAGACUGGUCAUGCUGUCUUUCAUAUGACAAUGUUGGACCAUAGGAGAUGGCACCUCACCUAAGUUAUAAUAAUAAUAAUAAUAAUAAUAAUAAUAAUAAUAAUAAUAUAAUAAUAAUAAUAAUAAUAAUAGAAGUUAUGUUCCCUCCACUUUGAUUUGCUCUUGAGUUGUUCAAUAAAUUCUGUUGUCAGUUGCUUACUUGCUUUAGCCACCGCCCCCGUUCUCUGAUUACCAGCUCAGCAUUCCCAUCCCCUUAGCCUUUAUUCUGUGUGUGACCCUUUUUGUCUUACACAAACAGAAAGUCAUUUAACAGAUGCUCUUAUCCAGAGCGACUUACAGGAGCAAUUAGGGUUAAGUGCCUUGUGCAAGGGCACAUCGACAGAUUUUUCACCUAAUCAGCUCGGGAAUUUGAACCAGCUACCUUUCGGUUACUGGCGCAACGCUCUUAACCUCUAGGCAACCUGCCACCUAAGGUGGUACAUUCCAUAACUUCUCAUAAUUUGCACUUGCCCAAAGGAAACUGCAUAAAGUACUGUAAAUGCUUCCCUUUGGCCUUGAUACCUAGUCAGACCACGCAUGUGCCAAAGGGGUUUGUUUGUACAAAUAAUACAGAUGAUUGUGACAGAGGGAAGCUUUUGGUGCCAAUUCAGUGACUGUAAUGAAUAUGAUUGCAGCAUGUUGUGGGACUGAUUGGUUAUUUUGCUUGCAUUGUAAGUUUCUCAGCUGCUUAAUUUAAAGACCAAUGCAAGAAUUGCCUGUAAAUAUGAAGUUGAAUUUAUGUGUGCAGACUUGUGCAUUUGACAAUGCCUACGCUAAAUAUUGCUGUUGGAAAUGCUUAGUGGGACGAAAUGUGAGAAAAGAAUGCUGUGCAUAUUAUGCUUUGGUUCAAAAAUACUGUUUUACUCAACAAUGCUGGCAUUUUUUCAUUAUUGACAUCUGUGAAAUUGAAUUAAAAUGUCAAAACUA
Messenger RNA from Coregonus clupeaformis (lake whitefish), 2536 nucleotides. RefSeq names its product V-type proton ATPase subunit S1. Lineage: Eukaryota; Metazoa; Chordata; Actinopteri; Salmoniformes; Salmonidae. The record is from RefSeq and is a predicted model, not a curated record. Bases 158 to 1549 code for a protein of 463 amino acids. Gene Ontology annotation, cellular component: proton-transporting V-type ATPase complex. The transcript is spliced from 10 exons.